AGCUAUAGAUUUGAGAGUCAGUCUGGUUGGAAGAUAGAGACGCUGUGGUGAACUGCUUACUGAUAACUUUUCCAUUCCCUGUUAGUCUGCGGCUUGUAAAGUUAUUAUUAUUUACGUUUUAUUUGUUUCACAGUAGAUAAUAACCUUACAUUGAAGAACGCCUUCUAAAGCAGGAGGAAAGGACAACUUGAACAUUUUUUUUUUUUUUUUUAACCCCAACAGAAGUUUAGAAUUCAUGUCUGUUUAUUUUUCCCCGCUUCACUGCCCUGUGUACCUGCACUCCGCUGACAUGACUGAGGUAAUGAUGAGCAACACCACCAUGGAUGACAUCCGACUCAGUCCCAGCAAGGACCGCCUCUCCUACCAGAUCUUCCCGGACCCGUCUGACUUUGAGCGCUGCUGCAAGCUGAAGGACCGCCUGCCCUCCAUUGUGGUGGAGCCCACAGAUGGGGACGUUGAGAGUGGAGAGUUGCGCUGGCCCCCUGAGGAGUACCUGGUAGAGGAGGAGCAGGAGGAAGAGAAGAUGUGCGAGGAAGCACCUGGCAAGACGGGCACGGACGAGCAGUCCUAGAGCUCCCUUUAAGCAGCAGGACAUAGAGAAGAGAGAGGGUACUGGCCUACACAGCUGCCUGCCUUCAUUACCCCCCUCCUCUGUGAGGGCUCACACCUUUUUUUUUUUUAUUUUAUUUUUUUUCAUAAACUCUUUUUCCAUGUGCACAUCCUCAGCUACGUCCUGGGGUGUGUUUCUGUUGACUGCAGUUCUCGCAAGAUGAAAGACCCGGGAAUGUUGUGGGACGUUGCUCUUUUGAGAUCUUUAUCGGACUUGUUCUGUUUAGUUUGUUUUGAAUACUGCAGCAGCAGUGGGUACUGAUUUUGUGUUUUUGUGUUUUUUUUUUUUUUUUUUUUUUUUUUUUUUUUGAGGGGGGGUUGGGUGUUGAAGGGUACGCAAAGCUGAAAAGUAUGAUACUCUAAGUUUGGGGAUUGCUGUGAAAGUACUUGGUAUUUCGCCGUAAUUGAGUGAUUCAGAUGGGGCAGUACAAGCCCUUGCUUUGUUCUUUUUCACAGCAGUAUUUGGGUACUUUUUAUCUGACACAAAUGGCUUCCAAUCUCUCCAUUUGGAGUUCAGUAAUAUUCACUUUAUGCUUUAUUUCAUGCACUGGUUAUAUUAAUCUUAGUCUUCAGCCAGCCUUACCAUCAGCUCUUUGUUGAAACAACACAGAACCGGUCACUCUAAUGGAAGCCCCACGACUUCAGACCUCUCCCUCCCCUCCUUCCACUGCUGUUUUGUCUUUUUCUUGUUGUCCACUGUACUGGAAUCGAGCAGAUCCCAGAAAUCCAGACCUUCACAGAACUUUUUGUGAGGGUGCUCUGCUCUGUACUGUACAAGCCCAUGAAAGUACCUGUGAUAUUAAUGCAGCCUGUUUUAAAUUAGCUGGUGAAGGGUUUCUUUUAUCUGAUAUACAACUUAUUAUUUUGAAUCCCUUUCUACACUGUAUUCUGAAUGAAUUCACCCGUGUUGCAUCACAUGUGUGGAAAGUCCUCCUAAUCUCACUUUCACAUGGCCCCUUGAACUGCUUUUAAGCAAGUUUGACAACCCUUCAGUCUGAGAUGUGGAUGCCUCUGUACUCAAUUAGAAAGGAGUGUGUCUGGCACAUUGUUGGCUUGAACCUGUGGCUUACUGGUGUGUGUGGAGAUAUAUAUAUAUUUUUUUUUACUGUGCAGUGAGCUUUGUUUGACACCUCCCAAGAUCACAAUGUCUCCUUGCUUUGUUUCAUAUCUCCCCUCAUUCAGAACUAUCAUGGGAAACUGAUUUGUGCUCACUCUGGCUCUUCACCCCUUCCUUGUAACAUCAACGCAUUGGAAGACCAGUCUGUUUCCAAUACUGCAGUGCCGUCCCUUUUUAAUAUUACUAAUGUUUACUGCACUUCAGACUUGGCAGAUGCAGGGGCCUUUGUAGAUUGCUCUGUACGAUUCUUUCUUGACUGCAGACAACAUUCAAUUGCUGGUCACGUGGUCCAUGCAUUUAAAGGCAUCUGCAGAGGAUCUAGACUCUGAUCAUCUAAGAACAGUUUGGAUUUCUGUCACUGGGUGGGUAGGGGAAGCUUGGGUUUUGUCAGACAACAAAUGUGUGUUGGUGAAAUGUGCAGGAACUAUAGAUCUGGCUAAUUUAGUAACGUCCCACAUAGGAAAACUCUUCCCCUGGUGAAGGUAACUUCCCAGUUUGACAGAUCAGAGGCUGCUGCUAAUGUGUUGUGAUUUUAUCAGGUGCAGCAGCUAUAACAGUGUGUGUGGUGCUAACCUUGGUAAACCAAACGUGUGACUGGGAUUUUUUUUUUUUUUCUUUUGAAAUUGCAUUUAUUUUUUAUAUUGCUUUUAGGAAUAGUACCUGUCCUGAACAUGCUAUAGUGAAUGAAUGGAGUUCUCCAAGUUGGCAACUAUUGGUUAUUCUGUGAUGCCACACAGGAGUUUAAAGUACUCUCCUGUGGUAAGCAGCCAGCCUGCCCAGUUUGGCCAGUGUAAGCAGGACGUCCCAUCCACCUGCAUAUUCCUGUCAUAUGUCUUCUCCUUUUUCUAUCAAUGUUUGUGUAAAUCUUAUGAUCUUGCUGUUCUCAAUGUAUCUCUGUGGUUCUCUUAACACUCUGUACAUUUCUCUGUACUAUAUAACAUUUCUGUUAUCUUGCUUUUGUUUUGUUUAAUGCUCAGGGAGAUGGCUGGCAUUUUUCAAACCACUUUUUCUGUCAUGGUGACAGUUGUAAAUAAAUGUUUGGAAGUGCUUUACAA
Molecule: messenger RNA, 2781 nt
Organism: Acipenser ruthenus (sterlet)
Lineage: Eukaryota; Metazoa; Chordata; Actinopteri; Acipenseriformes; Acipenseridae
Product: protein LBH-like
Exons: 3
Coding region: 236-571 (111 amino acids)
Biological process (GO): positive regulation of DNA-templated transcription
Cellular component (GO): nucleus
Source: RefSeq, a predicted model, not a curated record